Messenger RNA from Penicillium atrosanguineum, 3129 nucleotides. RefSeq names its product putative mitochondrial translation initiation factor IF-2. NCBI's taxonomy places the organism in Eukaryota, Fungi, Ascomycota, Eurotiomycetes, Eurotiales, Aspergillaceae. The record is from RefSeq and is a predicted model, not a curated record. Bases 1 to 3129 code for a protein of 1042 amino acids. Gene Ontology annotation, molecular function: translation initiation factor activity; GTPase activity; GTP binding. The transcript is spliced from 3 exons.
AUGCCUCCUAAGAAUAAGGGUAACAAGCGGCAAGAGGAGGACUGGGAAGCCGAUCUCGGCGAGUCUGCCCCCGCCGGUGCUCCCACCGACCAGCCCCAGGAUGCCGAAGAGGAGGAAGCCGCGGGCGGCGGUGGCCUCAUGGCUGCCUUGAGGAAGAACAAGGAGAAGAAGAAGAAGAAGGGUAAGGUCAACGACUUCGUUGAGGGUGAGGACCCUGCCGUUGAUCUCGACAGCAAGGCUCCCGAAGAGGGCACUUUCGAUGACGAUGAUGUCUUCGCCGGCAAGGCUGCGAAGAAGCCUAUCAAGGAUAUUCCUGUUCCCAAGGCCGAAGAGCCUGAGGAGGGCGAGUUCCGUGUGAAGUCCAAGAAGGAGAAGGAGAAGGAGAGAAAGGAGCGUGAGAAGGCGCGUAAGAAGGAACAAGCCGCCCAAAAGAAGAAGACUGCUCCCGCGCCCAAGACCGAGGCCGCCAAACCCGCCGCCGAGAUCAAGAAGGACGUGCCCACCCCAGCUGCCGCCGCGGAGGCCACCGGUGGUAAGAAGAAGCUCCCUCCUCAUCUGGCAGCUCUUCAGAAGCAGCAGGAGCUGCUCCGCCAACAGCGUGAGGAGGAGGAGCGGUUUGCUGCCGAACAGAAGGCCCUCGAGGAGGAGCAGAAGCGCAUCGAAGCGGAGGAAGAGGCUAAGCGCGAAGAGGCCCGUCAAAAGAAGCGUGAGCGUGAGCGUGAAAAGAAGGAGCAGCUCCGCAAGGAGGGCAAGCUUCUGACCAAGGCUCAGCGCGAGGCUCAGCUGCGCAAUGAGAUGCGUAUGAAGCAGAUGCUUGCCGCUGGUGUGGGCACUGUUGCCGGUCUGCAAGAGGGCGGUGCCGAGAAAAAGCGCCCCGUCUACGAGAGCCGCAAGAAGAAGGCCGGCAAAAAGCAAGAGGAGGAUCUUGAGGCUGCUGCCGAGCGUGCCCGUCUCCAGCGUGAGGCUGAAGAUGAACGCCGCCGCAAGGAAGCCGAGGAGAAGGCCAAGGCUGAAGCCGAGGCCGCCAAGAAUGUUGUUCCUGUUGUGGAGGACAAUAAUGCCGUGGAAGACUGGGAGGCCGCUGCUGAUGACGACCUUAAGGACAGCUGGGAUGCUCCCUCCGAGGAUGAGAAGCCCGCUGCCGAUCGCGAUGCUCAGGAUGCCGACUCGAAGGAGGAUGGCGAUUCUGAUGACGAUUCCGGUUCCGAUGACUCUUCCGAGGAAGACUCAGAGGACGAGGAGCAGUCUGCCAACCAAAGAGCUAUUGCACAGAGAAAGGCCGAGGCUGCCGAGCGGAGGAAGAAGCAGCACGAGGAGGCCCUCGCUGCUCGUUCCAAGGACAACCUGCGCUCGCCCAUUUGCUGUAUUCUUGGUCACGUCGAUACUGGAAAGACCAAGCUUCUGGACAAGAUUCGUCAGACCAACGUGCAGGAAGGUGAAGCCGGUGGUAUCACUCAGCAGAUUGGUGCUACUUACUUCCCCGUCGAGGCUCUUCAGCAGAAGACCUCUGUCGUGAACAAGGACGGCAAGUUCGAGUUCAAGGUUCCCGGUCUGUUGAUUAUCGAUACCCCUGGUCACGAGUCCUUCUCCAACCUGCGUUCCAGAGGUUCCUCUCUUUGCAACAUCGCCAUUCUGGUCGUCGAUAUUAUGCACGGUCUUGAGCCCCAGACUCUCGAGUCUAUGCGUUUGCUGCGUGACCGCAAGACUCCUUUCAUUGUGGCGCUGAAUAAGAUUGAUCGUCUGUAUGGCUGGAAGAAGAUCGAUAACAACGGCUUCGAGGACAGUCUGAACAUGCAGAACAAGGGUGUUCAGAACGAGUUCCGCUCUCGUCUGGAGGCUACCAAGCUCGCUUUCGCCGAGCAGGGUUUCAAUUCCGAGCUCUUCUACGAGAACAAGUCCAUGGCUCGCAAUGUGUCCCUGGUGCCCACUUCCGCUCACACCGGCGAGGGUGUUCCCGACAUGCUGAAGCUUCUCACUGAGCUGAGUCAGGAGCGUAUGACCAACUCCCUGAUGUACCUGUCCGAGAUUGAGUGUACCGUCCUGGAAGUCAAGGUUAUCGAGGGUCUCGGUACCACCAUUGACGUUAUUCUGUCCAACGGUAUCCUGCGCGAGGGUGAUCGAGUUGUCAUGUGCGGUCUUAACGGACCUAUCACAACCAAUAUUCGGGCACUUUUGACACCCGCGCCGCUCAAGGAGUUGCGUCUCAAGUCGGCGUACGUCCACAACAAGGAGGUCAAGGCGGCGCUCGGUGUCAAGAUUGCUGCCAACGAUCUAGAGCACGCCAUUGCUGGUUCCCGUUUGAUGGUUGUCGGCCCUGACGAUGAUGAGGAGGACCUCGAGGAGGAGGUUAUGUCUGAUCUGGAGAACCUUUUGAGCAAGGUCUCUACCGACUCUCGCGGUGUCAGUGUCCAGGCUUCUACUCUGGGUUCCCUUGAGGCCCUUCUAGAGUUCCUGAGGGUCUCCAAGAUUCCCGUGGCCAACAUCUCCAUCGGUCCCGUCUACAAGCGCGAUGUCAUGAUGGCUGGUGCUAUGUUAGAGAAGGCCAAGGAAUACGCUGUUAUGCUUUGCUUCGAUGUCAAGGUUGACAAGGAAGCCGUCGCAUACGCUGCUGACGUCGGCGUCAAGAUCUUCACUGCCGACAUCAUUUACCACCUGUUCGACGACUUCACCAAGCACAUGGCUGAGCUGACUGAGCAGCGCAAGGAGGAGAGCAAGCUGCUUGCUAUCUUCCCUUGUGUGAUCCAACCCGUUGCCGUCUUCAAUAAGAAGGACCCUAUUGUCAUCGGUAUUGAUGUGAUCGAGGGAAGCUUGCGGAUGCACACCCCGCUGGCGGCUCUUGUUACCAAUGGCGCCGGUGUGAAAGAGGUCGUCGACAUUGGCAGAGUGACAUCCAUCGAGCGUGAUCACAAGGCCAUCCAGGUCUGCAAGAAGGGUCAGCCAUCCGUCGCCAUCAAGGUCGAGGGUCCUAACCAGCCCCUGUACGGUCGCCACCUGGAAGAGAAGGACCUUCUGUACUCGCACAUCUCGCGUGCUAGUAUUGAUACCCUCAAGGAGUUCUACCGCUCCGAGGUCACGAUGGAGGAGUGGGGUCUGGUCAAGAAGCUCAAGCCCGUCUUCGACAUUCCUUGA